Molecule: messenger RNA, 396 nt
Organism: Mycotypha africana
Lineage: Eukaryota; Fungi; Mucoromycota; Mucoromycetes; Mucorales; Mycotyphaceae
Product: protein-tyrosine phosphatase-like protein
Exons: 2
Biological process (GO): protein dephosphorylation
Cellular component (GO): cytoplasm
Molecular function (GO): protein tyrosine/serine/threonine phosphatase activity
Source: RefSeq, a predicted model, not a curated record
CAAGAAGUAUUGCCUCAUAUUUGGCUCGGUGGCUAUAAGGCAUUAGAAUCUAUCCAUUUUCUGCAAAAGAACAAUAUUAAAUACAUUCUGACCCUGGGACAUUUCAAGCAUCGCUAUAAAUCACCAGAGUUUUCACAUAAGAUUAUACCAAUCAGCGAUAAUCCAGAAGCCAAUAUCAUACAACAUUUUCCAGAAACAGAAGCAUUCAUAGAUGAGGCACUUGCCAAAAACGAAAAUAUUUUAGUGCAUUGCUUAGCAGGUGUAUCUCGAAGCCCCACCAUACUGACAGCGUAUCUUAUGUCCAAGCGGAGAAUGAGGUGGAAAGCAGCACUGGCUUUAAUCAAGCAAAAAAGACCCUUUGUCUGUCCCAACCCAGGGUUUAUCAACCAGCUUCGA